Molecule: messenger RNA, 2466 nt
Organism: Clupea harengus (Atlantic herring)
Lineage: Eukaryota; Metazoa; Chordata; Actinopteri; Clupeiformes; Clupeidae
Gene: cdca4
Product: cell division cycle associated 4
Exons: 3
Coding region: 357-1328 (323 amino acids)
Cellular component (GO): nucleus
Molecular function (GO): transcription regulator activity
Source: RefSeq, a predicted model, not a curated record
UUUCCCCGACUCAAGCCAUGCCCUGUCGAUCAAGAUGCAAGUGUCCGCCCACAUCACCCUUUCCCUGUGCCGCAGCUGGCCGUCCAGCAGCCCAACUACUCUCUACAAUCAGUGUCGGGGAAAGCCAAGAGAGCAGCACCUUAUAUCGCCUUUCCCUCCGCACACGCAGGAAGUCUAUGAGUGUCUACGCUGAAGAGUAAAAACCUACAAAGUUCUGGGAUGUCACUGAUUGGUCAGCAACCACGAUAGAGACAAAUUACAAUGAAUUAUUGUAGCUGCCGGGCAAGUAUGAAACAGAAUUUGUUACCAUCCAGUUUGUGUUUGCUUCUACACAUGGGUCAUUGUCAAAUUGCGAUAUGAACCUCACUCUUCUGUUUCUCCUCCAUCACAGCAGAGCCAUGUUCUCCAAAGGAACCAAGCGCAAGUUUUCCGAUGGAGGAGAGGAGCUGCCUGAGGAGGGCCUUCCAGGCUCCAACGAAGAGCUUUCCUCUGUAUCCUAUAGCCUUCAGAGGCAGUCCCUCCUGGACAUGUCCCUCAUCAAGUUGCAGCUGUGCCACAUGCUGGUAGAGCCCAACCUGUGCCGCUCCGUCCUCAUCGCCAACACUGUUCGGCAGAUCCAGGAGGAGAUGACCCAUGAUGGCAGCUGGCAGGCAGCCACCAUGAUGGAGGCCUUCGCUGCAGCCAGUGCUGCCGGUUCUGGUGCUGCCGGCCCACCGGAACGUCUGGUGGCUACCGAGGUGCUGUGCCGGCCUGGGAGGGAGAUGAAUGGGAGCCCUACUGCGGAGCCAAAGCUGUUUUCGGUGAUGGGGUACGAGGAGUGCCGCGAGGAGGAGGUGGUAGCGGUGGAGGAGGACUCGAUCUGCUCUGAGGCGGCCUCGAAUGUCUGCCUGUCGGGCAGCAUGGGCCACUGUUGGGAGAGAGGGAUGCUGAGGGGCGAAAGGGAGCUCGACUCUCGGCUGGGUGCCCCUGACGAGGAUGUGGAUGUGGAAGAGGAGGAUGAGGAGGAGGAGGACGAUAAUGAGCUGGAGGGGUGCAGAGAAGAAGGGGAGGCAAAAGCCAUGAGGCAGGUCUUCGGCACGUUUGAGAUCAAGAACAGCCACCCGGGCCCAGAGUCCGCCUUGGAGGAGCUGUUCUCAGAUGUAGACGCGUCCUACUACGACCUGGACACCAUGCUCACAGGAAUGCAGGCUGCCCCCAAGAUAGGCCCGUAUGACCUCUUGGACAGUCUCAGCCAGUCCCACACUCCCUCAUCCUUAAGUUCAGCCUCAAACUGUCGUUCCGACCUCAAUGAGCUCGACCACAUUAUGGAGAUCAUUGUGGGCUCCUAGGCAAAGGCCUCUCAGAGACCCGUACUCGUCUUUUGCCUUUUUAUGUCUCCUAUGGUAGGCCAGUGGAAUGAGACGUACUGUUAAGGAAAAGGACUUUCUGCCCCUGGUGUCAGUGUGAUUUUUACGAGCUGACCAUUACGUACUUAAUGUAUGUUUUUUUUAAAUGAGGCUGUUUCCUUUCAUCCUUCUUUUGUGUCUGUCUUGUUUUAAUUUAUUCCUGUAAAAAUUACACUACAAGAAUGGAGAACAGAACAAGAUAUAUACAAAUCUGUAAAGUUUGUCUUAUUUUCAUAAAAAAGAAAUUGAUUGAAAUAUGUAUGUAAAUAUAUAUAUAUAUAUAUAUAUUUUUACAACAGAUACAUCUUGGGAACUGUUACUGUACAUUUUAUAUGAGAUUGCACAGUGUCAUGUGCCAUGGACUGAUAUGUCUUCCAAAUCCUAAAGCUGAUGAAACAUUGGCUGAUGCAGAGUUAACACACAUUUUUCUGACAACCCUGUUUCUGUCCACAGUUUGGUGCACACAGUACCAUGUACAGUAUUGCUCAAUAUCACUUUGUCUGAGGUCACGGGAAUGCCUUAUCUCCUCGCUUGCCACAACCUUCGGUUUGCCAUUAGAAGUUAAAAGUUAUAUUUGACUCUUUAGAAAUGAAGAAUAAUGGCACAAGCCAAUUUUAUGUGAAUUCCUUUUAAUUUAAUUUAUUUUAUUUAUUCACAUCAAAUAUGUCAGGUGAUUAUUGGUCAAGUUGAAUCCAAGUUGCUCUUUGACUUUGGUGAACUUGCUGACUUUUUAGUGUGAAACAGCAUUUCUCAAAUUUCUAUGCAUCAAGUGUCCAUAUACACUUUCUAUGCAUCAAGUGUUCUACUACAACUUUACACAUAGUAUUUAAACGUUUUUUUUUAUUUUUUAUGUUGGGUCAGAAAUGGCAUAAGUUAUUGUUUAUGAACGCGAAUGCUUUUCUUCAUAUAGCAAAAUGUCAAGUGAAAGAGAGUUCAAAAUCGCUUGAAAGUAUCAUUUGAACAUGGAUGAACUGAGAGGCAAAUGGUAUCUAUGUAAUAAAUCUAGAGUAGAUUAGAACCAUUUUAUAUGAACAUUGUAGCAUUUUUUUUUUAUAACAUUUCUAAUAAAAGGUACAAAUUA